AAUUAUUUCCUAACAAAAUGAGCGACGAGGGCCCUCCACCGGGCAGUCCUCUCCACAGAAAGCUCACAAAUGUCAUCUUUCGGCUUACCCAAUCAUGGAGUCCAGGCAAUUGUCAGACACUUUUUCAAGAGAAGGAGAUCAUCGAAAUCUGCUACAGAGCUCGGGAGGCGUUCUGGAAGGAGCCUAUGAAGCUCGAAAUUGAGGCACCUGUCACAAUUUGCGGGGAUAUUCACGGGCAAUUCGAAGAUUUACUUUCAAUGUUCGAUAUUUAUGGAUUCCCGCAUGUUUCUCAGAAAGAUAAAUCGUCAAGAUAUCUAUUCCUCGGCGACUACAUCGAUCGUGGACCAUUCUCAAUUGAAGUGAUCACCCUGCUCUUCGCCUACCGUCUUCUCCAUCCACAAAAGAUGUUCCUGCUACGUGGCAAUCAUGAGAGUCGACCGGUGAACAUGCAGUACGGAUUCUAUAACGAAUGUAAACGCCGAUACAGUGUCACGUUGUACGAGACAUUCCAGUGGGCAUUCUAUUGUAUGCCGUUGUGUGCGAUUGUCGGCGGUCGGAUUAUGUGCAUGCACGGCGGGAUUCCAUUUGGUUUGCUUUCUUUGGAACAAAUUGAUGAAUUUCAACGUCCAACUGACAUUGCCGACGUCGGCAUUCCUUCCGAUCUUUGCUGGGCCGAUCCAGUGUCAGGAGUCGUUGGGUUCCAAGAUUCGCCACGUGGUGCAGGUCAUGUGUUUGGAGAGGCGACGGUCAAAGAGUUCAACGAAAAGUUUAAGCUCGACCUGAUUGUUCGUGCUCAUCAGGUCGUCAUGGAUGGAUACGAGUUUUUUGCCGACAAGAAGCUCGUGACAAUCUUCUCGGCGCCGUGUUAUUGUGGUCACUUUGAUAAUCUGGGAGCAGUGUUGCAAGUGGCUACCAAUAUGGAAUGCACGAUCAAUACGUUUGGACAUGACCUAUCGGCCGCGCCAAUCAAGAAGGCUCCUGCUCCAGCACAAGUGGCUGCUGCACCAGUGACGAAAUAAUGAAUUGAUUACUUGCUCAUAAUUUAUUUAUUUUUCAAAAAUUAUCAAAAACCUCCAACAUGAAUAGAUAUUUUUUCUAUGAAUAA
Messenger RNA from Caenorhabditis elegans, 1105 nucleotides. It is a transcript of the gene Y71G12B.30, whose product is annotated as Serine/threonine-protein phosphatase. NCBI's taxonomy places the organism in Eukaryota, Metazoa, Nematoda, Chromadorea, Rhabditida, Rhabditidae. The transcript has 5 exons. The record is from RefSeq and is marked reviewed. The coding region runs from base 18 to 1019 and encodes 333 amino acids. Gene Ontology annotation, molecular function: hydrolase activity; protein serine/threonine phosphatase activity.